AUGCCCCGACUCGAGGCAAACGGCGAUACACCGGCACGGAAUGCUGGCGAAUCCGCCGACCCUGUGGAGGCGGCCAACGCGAAGCCGGACGACGUCUUUGUCAAGGAUUAUGUGCCAUUACUACCUUGUGAAUGGACGCACCCCGUGUCCAAAACCAGAUAUGCCAUAUCCCUCUUUCAGGCGGCGCGGCUGACAGAGGCCCAAGUCGACAGGUGCUUUGGCAUCGUGGACCAAACGAGCGGCCGGGACUAUCGCCUGUCGCUGCAGGGCUGGCACCCGUCUGCCAAAAAGGAGGAGAUGAGGUCCCCUGAUCUGCGGUACAUUCUGGUCCGGCGCGGGGAGGAGAUUUGCGGAUUCACGUCGCUCAUGCCGACAUGGGAGAAUGGCGAGCCGGUGGUGUAUUGCUAUGAGAUUCAUCUGAUGGAUGAAGUAAAAGGGACGGGUUUGGGCAGCCAGUUGAUGGGAUACUUGACAGAGGUGGCUGAGCGGGCAGAAGGCAUUGACAAGGUCAUGCUGACGUGCUUUGUGAGGAACGAGCGUGCCAGGCGGUUCUACGAACGGCUUGGGUUCGACGUGGAUGAGAAUUCGCCGAGGGAGAGGAGGUUGAGGGGGAAGCUGAUCGCGGCGGAUUACGUGAUUAUGAGUCGGAGGGUGAAGAGGGGGAGGAGGAAGAAGCCUGUGGCAGGUGGUGAUGGAUGA
This is a messenger RNA of Metarhizium brunneum ARSEF 3297, 699 nucleotides long. It is a transcript of the gene naa40, whose product is annotated as N-alpha-acetyltransferase 40. Gene Ontology annotation, cellular component: nucleus. Lineage: Eukaryota; Fungi; Ascomycota; Sordariomycetes; Hypocreales; Clavicipitaceae. Gene Ontology annotation, molecular function: protein N-terminal-serine acetyltransferase activity; histone H4 acetyltransferase activity; histone H2A acetyltransferase activity. The record is from RefSeq and is a predicted model, not a curated record.